UUAAAUCUGAAGAAACAACUACUCCGGAAUUUCUCAGAAAGAAAAGGGGGAAACGCUGAGGCUUGCCUUCUAGAAUCGUGGCAUGUGAGCGUAGGCCAAACCUUUGGAUAUAGUGUACGGCCGAAUGGUAAACUGAGCUCCAGGAUCCCAGCCAGGCGGAAACCUGGCUCCCGGCUCCAUCUGCGACCCCUCACUGCCUCCUAGAGUCGGAGCUGAGUAUGCUUUCAAGUACACAAAAUACUCAAGUCCGGCGAAUCAUCACCUCGCAGAAGGCGAGUGAUCCUCCCAGGGAGGCCUUCUUGUAGGACGCCGCCCUCGGCUCUGGCCUGGAGACGCAGAGCAGCUCUCUGGUGUCUUCUAGGAGAGUGUUAGAGGACCCAUCUUCAGGUUGCACAGGGAACGCUGCUGCGGAACCUUUCUUCUCUCUCCCGUGCACUUUCACUCGGUCCUCUUUGGAAAUGGACAAGGUAGAAGGGACUUUAAACAUGGACACCGCGGAUUCUGGUCCUGGGGAAUCUUCCUCACUAGACGCUCCAGGGUCCCAGGACGAUCGACUCUUCCUGAUUAAAGGUGGAAUUUUCCUCGGUUCUGCAGCAGCAGCGGGAAUGCUAGCCGGAUUUGUUACAACAUUAUCAUUAGCUAAAAAGAAAAGCCCUGAAUGGUUCAAUAAGGGCACUAUGAGCACAUCUGCCUUUCCAGAGAGUGGGUCUUCCCUUGCUCUUCGAGCCCUGGGCUGGGGAUCUCUUUAUGCCUGGUGUGGGGUCGGCGUGAUCAGCUUUGCAGUCUGGAAAGCUUUGGGAGUUCACAGUAUCUGUGCCUUGCUCAGCCAUCAUUAGAGAAGCUUCCUCCUGCAGCAGAUGGGAACAAAUACAGAGACCCACAGUCAGAUAUUACAAAGAGAAUAAGAGACCGUGGAACACUGCCCUAAAUGGAAUGUCUCCAUCAAGUCCCUCCCCUCAGGGCUCAGGAAAUCCUAUGGAAGAGAAGGCAGAAAGAGUGUAGGAGACAGAGGGAUGGAGGACACCAAGAAAACAAGGCCCUCGAAAUCAACAUGAUUGGCACAGAAACUGAGGCCGCAUGCACAGGGCCUGAAUGAGGCCCGAGAACUGAAAGAAGCAGACACACGCCUCCAUCCCUAACCCAGAAGCAAUCUUCAUGAUUACCACUUGCAAAUGAAAAUUUAGUUUCCCCCAAGGGAGUCUCACUGGGGAAACAAACUACUCUUAAGGGCAGUCUGCAUGCCCAGCAGUAAAUGGCCAACAGAAAAUAAAC
Cricetulus griseus (Chinese hamster) is the source of this 1272-nucleotide messenger RNA. The record is from RefSeq and is a predicted model, not a curated record. Lineage: Eukaryota; Metazoa; Chordata; Mammalia; Rodentia; Cricetidae.